This is a messenger RNA of Cololabis saira (Pacific saury), 1952 nucleotides long. RefSeq names its product retinal pigment epithelium-derived rhodopsin homolog (gene rrh). Bases 20 to 1123 code for a protein of 367 amino acids. NCBI's taxonomy places the organism in Eukaryota, Metazoa, Chordata, Actinopteri, Beloniformes, Belonidae. Gene Ontology annotation, molecular function: G protein-coupled receptor activity. The transcript has 7 exons. Gene Ontology annotation, cellular component: photoreceptor outer segment; membrane. Gene Ontology annotation, biological process: visual perception; G protein-coupled receptor signaling pathway. The record is from RefSeq and is a predicted model, not a curated record.
ACUACACAACUCCUCCUAUAUGGACUUUUGUUCUGGUUCAUCAAGGAUCAGUAUCAUUUUGUGCUGUUCAUUUCAGAUCAUUUUAGUAUUCUUGUUUAGAUCAUUUUAUGUGAAGAUGAUUGAGGCUAAAGUGAACAUUUCAGAUGAAGUUGUACCUUAUGGAGGGAAAAGUGCUUUCACCCAGCUGGAGCACAACAUUGUGGCUGGAUAUCUGAUCAGUGCAGGCGUCAUCAGUUUAGCGAGUAACAUUGUGGUGCUGCUGAUGUUUGUGAAGUUCAGGGAGCUCCGCACUGCCACCAACUUCAUCAUCAUCCACUUGGCCUUCACUGACAUCGGCGUGUCUGGGAUUGGUUAUCCCAUGUCGGCGGCGUCAGACCUCCACGGCAGCUGGAAGUUUGGCUAUGCCGGCUGUCAGAUCUAUGCAGCUCUCAACAUCUUCUUUGGCAUGGCAAGCAUCGGCCUCCUGACUGUGGUGGCCAUCGAUCGCUACCUGACCAUCUGCAGACCGGACAUCGGGCAGAAAAUGACGAUGCGGUCCUACAACCUUCUGAUUCUGGCUGCCUGGCUGAAUGCCGUGUUCUGGUCCUCCAUGCCAGUAGUGGGCUGGGCCGGUUACGCCCCGGACCCCACCGGAGCCACGUGCACCAUCAACUGGAGGAAGAAUGAUGCCUCCUUUAUCUCCUACACCAUGGCAGUGAUAGCUGUAAACUUCAUCAUUCCUCUGUCCGUCAUGUUUUACUGCUACUACAACGUGUCCGUCACUAUGAAGAGAUAUAAAGCGAGCAACUGUCUGGAAAACCUCAACAUCGACUGGUCGGACCAGAUGGAUGUCACCAAGAUGUCCAUAGUAAUGAUCCUCAUGUUCCUGGUUGCCUGGUCUCCGUACUCCAUAGUGUGUCUCUGGGCAUCGUUUGGCGACCCAAGGACCAUCCCUGCCCCCAUGGCAAUAAUAGCUCCCCUCUUUGCCAAGUCGUCCACCUUUUAUAACCCCUGCAUUUACGUUAUUGCCAACAAAAAGUUCAGAAGAGCAAUCAUUGGAAUGAUUCGCUGUCAAACCAGGCAGCGGAUCACCAUCAGUACCCAGGUUCCCAUGACAAUAUCUCAACAACAUCUGACCCCGUGAGACAGUGUUGCUGUACUAUGACAGUAUAUUAGUAUUAAAUGACCCUGUUAUUACCCUGUGUAGGGCGUUGUAAUGGUUUAACUUCCUGUCAGUGUUUAUCUUUCUAUUGUACCUAUCUCUGUAUGAUUAUGGACUGUUCUGUGGUAUUUACUGUGUAAACUCCACUUGCUUCACUUUCUUGUCAUGGUUUGUGGUUCAGUUACAAUAACAAACCAACAAUGAACAUGUCACUGCACAUGGACUUGUAUUUCUAGAGUCAGAAUUUCAAAAUUGCUCUCUUGUGUUUUGACAGACAGGCUGGCUCUCAGAUUCAUAGCGAUGUAUCUUCCUCCAGCAACACAACAAACUAAAUUGAGAAUGAAACUUUGGUGUGAUUCUGUGUGACUUCAUGCAACUCAGUCUGAAGACUCACAUUUCAAAGGUUCUACCUUCUUAAAAUACAACUCUGAAACAAAAUGCAAACGUCCCUUUCUCCAGCUGGAGAGGAUGGUUUUCUUCUUGCCCUGUUUCUGCCUUGGGCCAGUUUGCCAAAAACAGCAUCCCCCGGGAGGCGUCCCAGAGAUGUUUUAUCCAGAUAAACCAUCCCUGCUUUGAGAUUUUAAUGAACAGGUACAAGUGCAAAUAAAUCAUUUUCAGUGUCUUCACUGCCACAUCUUCUGAAUGUGAAGGAGUAGUGAGUCUACUCCGAGUCUAUCCUGGAUGACUUAUCCUCCUAUCUCUAAGGGAGAGUGCAGAGGAAACUCACUUCAACCACUUGUAUCCUUCAUCUUGUCUUUUCAGUCACUUCCCAUAGUUCCAUAGUUGAGGGGAAGAAUGUAGAUACACCAAU